CUCAACCUCAACCAUCACGAUCACCAACACCAACACGACCCCUACAAUCACUAGGAAGCCAAUUACGACUAGUACUCAACUACUACCUGCACUGGCCAUCAUUGAGUCCACCGGGACAUACAAUACCUUCUGUUCCUCGCCCCUUCCUGCCCUUUGACGAUGUAAAUGAACUGAAUGUUAAUGGCAGCACAAAUUAUGCUCCUUCAUCCCUUCCUCCGUUGCUGCUGCAAUCCCGUUGCAAUUACAUCGACCCUCUACCAGUAGAAGUCCAACGUCAUUGUCGAGACUAGGAUCAGGCUGUGCUUACGGCGAAGCCAUGCAGAACUUGAAUGCCAGUGUAGGAAGUUCGAGCCUAUGUUUGCAGCUAGCAAGAAAAGACCUCACUUCACGAUCAUCGUCUCGAUCCACCGAUCUUGCUCAACGGUGGCCGCACGGCCUUGAUCAACGAGAAGGGCAUCGAAUAUGAGAGGACUCGAAAGAUGUGGACCACGACAUGACGGAUAGGAGGCGAGGAUAUUGGCUUUGAGCUGCUCUCCCACACUACUCCAUCGAAGUGUUUUUCACGCGGGUAUAUUAUUGUCGAUGGCCCGUCUUCCACCGGCGCGGUCCAUGCUCUUGCUCCUUGGUGGACAACAGCGUUAAACUCGUUACGGGGAGUCUUGACUUCGGAUCACCAAGCUUUCUUCGAGAAAGGCCAUAUCCAUAUCCCAACUCCGGCUGAUUGCAAAUUCAGUUUCAAUUGUCCAAGAAGAACGACUGUUAGUCCUGCCCGAUCACGUCCUGCCUUCGGUUCACAUCCUACCCGUCCACUCGCUAUCCACACAGUAAACGCAGAAUGCCAUACUCGGACAACAUCCAUACCACUAUUGAGGGAUCCCAUACACUACUGGGGACAGUGACGUGCAGGGAUUAGAGACCGCGGCGACUUAACCUCCGCCUCGCCGACAUCCUGCAGCUUUAGGGUCGUCUACCUGAACUAUCGAUCAUCCACCUUGAUAGGCUGCAUCUGCCAUCUCGGCAGUGCGUCGCCUCCUCGCGACGCGCCGAACUUGAACUCGCGACGUCCUCACUCAUUAUUCCUCCGCUGGCACUUUAAGCGAAGGAGGUCGCAUAACCGAACGACCUACUACGAAUUGUAUGGCAAAACAUUGCACAGAUUACACGGCACAGGCUCUUACAUCACGGUUGCUCCGAUUCACGUUCAUGGAAAGUUGCCAUUCAUCAUCCGAAAUGCAAUUCAUCGUAAAACAAAGUUUCUUCUGCAGGGACCCAGGUGGCAGGCAUGUAACCUGUUGUGAAAGGUCUAGCAUUAUUGAAGUCAACACACAGUACGUUCGUCAUCGCGGCGGCAGCUCCACCUCUUCACAUUUAGACAGUCGCACGUGGAAUUAACUACCCAGCAUUCGAGCUUGGAGGCUCGCCCAAGUCAAGAUUGUCUCUGCCUCGCCAAUAUGCAUGGAUGCUUGGCUGGAGGAGUGCUUCAAAGCACAUUGGCAACCUCUCUCCGACAUGUUCUGCAGGGCGUAUUUGGAAAUCUGGAAUCAUUGGAAAUCUGGAUUUGCCAAAAACAUAUAUGGCAACCUUGCUGAUGUGGGACAAUUGGCAUCGUACAACAUGGCUGUUUGGUACCACGACAACUUCAGCACACCGCCCUGGUUCGUAAGUAUUUAAUCUUCUCCUCUUUUCCCUUUGGCCCAAUCCCGCAGAAUGUUCUUUCGGAUCUUCCCUGUGCUCGUCUUGGGCAGUUCGGGAACAAUCUCUACUUCGCGGGGUACCAUGAACCGGCUUAUUCCUGGAUGGUCCUUCGCCCACUUGAUGACAUCCUCGCCAGUCACUUUGGACCCCGGCUUGAUGGUGAUAAACGCCUUGGGCCUCUCACCCCAGUGGCUAUCGCUAACAGCCGCAACACCACAUUCAAGGAUAUCGGGGUGUGUGACGAAGAUGGAUUCUAGAGCAACAGAGGAAAUGUUUUCGCCACCUGGGAAGCAAAGUCAGCAAUGCGCCAGGAGGGGGAAAAGUAAGUCGCCCUACCAGAAAUAAUAAUGUCUUUGGCUCUGUCGAGGAUCUGUAUAGCCCCAUCCGGAUGCCAGACAGCCAGGUCGCCUGAGUGCAGGACGCCGCCUGCGAAUAGCUUCCUCGUAGCGGCCUCGUCCUUAUAGUACCCCCGAGCGCAAAGGUUCCCAACGAAGACAAUCUCGCCAAUCUCCUUACCGUUCUUCUCGACAUCCACAAUCGUCCCUUCGGGUAAGUCGGUCUUGAUAACUCGAACGGGCAGGGAGGUGACAAUGCCGUGACCCUGACGGGCCAUCUUGGCAUAUUUAUCCUUGACAUUAGGCAGGUUGUCCCAUUCUGGCAAAAUGUAACCUUUGGUGAUGGGGCCAUACGUCUCUGUCAACCCGUACACAUGGACGGGACGCAGAUUGAGGUUGGUCAUCUGCUCGAACAAGUGUGCCGUGGGCGGGCUGGCGGCCACUGUCACCCGGACUGGCUGGGCAAGCUUAGCGGCGUUGGAGUCUGCGCAGAGGAGAGUGUUGACCGUCGGAGCUGCGCAGUAGUGGGUGAUGCCCUCUUCCUUCAGCAAGCGCCAAAUCUCCGGGUAGUCGAUCUUGCGCAAGCAGUAAUGUGUGCCUCGCACGGCGGUAACGGCCCAGGGGAAGGUCCACCCCAUGGCGUGGAACAUGGGCAGUGUCCACAAGUAUUUACAACGCUCGCCGUCGUGGUAGGAGAGACCGGAUUCGACGACAUUGGCUAGAGCGGCCAGAUAGCCACCUCGAUGAGUGUACUCGACGCCUUUGGGCCGGGCGGUGGUGCCCGAGGUAUAGGCCAAGGCCGUGACAGCAAAUUCAUCAGCGGUUUGGGCCUCGAGGCCCUCCCAACCGCGCGCACCCUGCGAGAUGUCAUACUGCAACCCUUCAAGAACAGCUUCGUCGAAGGGACCACACAACUGGCCUUCGAUCGCAUCCGUGUCCGUAUCCACAAUGAGGGGCACGUUGGGAUGCUUUGCCUUGAAGUCAUCCAACAGGUGCAAGAACUCAGCGUCGACGACAAUGGCAUCGGCGUCAGCAUGGUCAAAUAUAUAUGCUAUGUCGUCUUGCUUCAGACGAUAAUUGAUGGCGAUAUUGACCGCACCCGCCGCGCCAAUGCCAAAGACGGCCUCAAGAAAGGCCGGUGUGUUGGUGCAUAAUAUGCCCACUCUUUUGUACCCCUUCUUCUUCAGAUAGUAAGCAAAACCGCGGGCUCUAUCGGCAAAUUCGAUAUAGGUUCGGCGCAGGAUCUUGUUGUUGGCGGUGCGGUGAUAGAUGGCCGGGGCGGCCGGUUCGAUGGCGGCAGCACGGGGCAGGAAGAAGGCAGGCGACAACGUAUGGUUGUUGAACCAGGACGGCGUGCCGACUUUGUGUCCAUCAAUGGUCAGGUCAUCGAUGCUCUUGCUUUGAUUUGUAGAAGGGCUCGAGGUCGUGGAGCCGGGGUGGAGGAAGUGGUUGGCGAGAUUGCUCAACCGAGCUCUGGGGGAGGACAUGGUCCUACAAGGGGUGUAAGAUAGCCCAGGUAUCUGUUGAAGGUACCUUCAGGCCUCUGGGUAACGCACCGGACGUGUGAUGGUACACGCCUGGGGCCCGAUGAAACGACCAGUAGUUGAUGCGGAGAGAACUGGAGACGCAGAGCUGGAGAGGAGAGAUUAUGCGGAGGGCCGUUUCCCCAGGCUGGAAGGCAGAGAAAGAAACGAGAAAAAUGUCCGCGCAGGAUGCAGGGAAGAAAGAUAUAGCAAUGCAGAGUUUGGAAGUGAUUGACAGCGGUUAAUAUGUCGUGCUCAGCUUUUGAGCGCCGCUCAGCUGUCGAUGUAGCUCGGUUGUUCUGCCCUUCCGCCGAGAAAUCGCCCAGCGCGGGGAAGACAUCAUGGACUUGAAAGCAUGGACUGGACUGUUUCUCACCAUUCGUCGAAGCGCACCCUCGUUGGCUUAUACGAAAAAUUGUCACAUAUUGCAAACUGUGUCCUCUCAGCCUCGCCGUCAGCGUGAUCAAGGAAGGAGUUCAAAAGUGCUUUGCGUUGUUACAGUGCAUCGACCACUGUGCAAAUCGGCCGAGAAACUUAGGUGACGAUGAAAGAACGAUAGCUUACAUAAUCCACCCUUCGGCUGAGGCCUCUCGUGCAUAGGUACCUUGUAGGUAGGUAGGUACCUUAAAGUCUGAGAUUGUGUGCUCGAAAUGCAAGGCUACCUACCGUGAAGGUGCAUGUCUUACUGUGUCUUUCAGCAUGACUAGUGAGCUUGCUUCUUCUAGAAGAAAGGGCAUAUUCCAAUCUAGCACUGCAUCCUGGGCCUGGAUCAAAAAUGCAUUACCCGCAAGCCCAGUCAGUCCAAGGGAUAUUUGUGAUUCCGACUGCGCCUCAAGCAUAGCCCAAAGACCAGAACGUCUCGAUGUUCUUGCCCGUGUCCUCAUCAAUGUAGGGCAAUGCCUCCCUCAACGUGACGUUUUGACCAUGGAUCUCGGCAAUUUGUCCCGUCAGCGACGGGUCAGACACCAGCUGUGCCACUCCUCUCGUCAGGGUGGACAUGGGCGUGAUGAUCAUCGGUUUGAAGAGGUCUUUGCUGGGAGCAAUGUUGGUUUCUGCAAAAAGUAUAUAAGCAACUAAUACAUCCUUGUCAACGAGGGUCUGACACCACAUACCAAGAACAGCGGGCGCCAGCGCAUUGAUCUGGAUAGACUCUUUGAGAAGCGGUCGAGCGAGCGACCGAACAAACCCGACAACUCCAAACUUGGAAGCGGCAUAAAGCGGUGCCACAGGAAAUGGAUAUAAGCCGGCAUUCGAGGCUGUGCAGACGAUUGAUCCUCUAGAUGCCGUCGCACCAUUCCCCGACACGGCAUUCUUUCUGAUGUAAUGAAUCGCCAACUUCACAGCUGUCGAGGCACACACGUGUCAGUAUGAACAACUUCAACGACGGGAACCAAAACAAGGGGGACUUCUUUCUCACUAUAUAUAGUCCCAGUCAAGUUGACAUCCAGGGUCUUCAAGGAUGGCUUGGACGGUUUCUCUUCGUCGACAAUGAGCGAUCCCUCUCUGGAAAUGCCCGCAUUGGCCAUCACCACAUCAAUCCGCCCUUGUUCCUGGUGAACCUGCUCGAAAGCCGAGGCCAGCUCGUCCCAGUUGGAGACAUCGGCCUUUUUGAACGUGAAACUCCCAUUUUGGAUUUCGGAUGUUAGUUGCUGCACAAUCUCUGCACCGUCCGGGUUCACGUCCAGCACCGAAACGUGUGCUCCUUGUUCGGCGAAGGAGCGUGAGAUUGCAAGUCCAAUCCCUGAUGCACCUCCUGUUGACUCGGCACAGAGUUAGUACUUCUGUCCUGUUGACCCCAAGCAUAAUGGCCUUCGAAAAAUAGGACAGACUCAACCUGUUACGACGACGCUUUUCUUCGGGGCCGCCAUGGUAUUUUGAGGACUAUAGCCGAAAGUCUUGAGAGACCGAGCCCGAAAUUUCAGUGUUUCGCAAGAGCAGAUGCUGGUUUGGCUUUUUGAUAUUUGACGCAAAACAGUUACUGAUUCCAGAAAUCAACAAUCAUGCUGCCACUCACACCCGUGCGCUGAGGCUUUGUGCAUCAUCGGCGCCGCAAGAAAGGGAGCCAUUAUGAUCGGAAGUGCCCCUCAACCGCAUUGGAGACCCGGGCACUUUCCCAUGUGGGGCUCAGCCUCGACAACCGGAAACCGUCCUUUCCCAGUGGCGGGCGCCCCCGUAUUCGGCCAUGUGCGCGCUCUCCACGCACGCCAACAGCUUCCAAUUGCCGAGCAGAAGCGCGGAUAUGGCACAUCAGUACCUAGGUUGUAUGGGGAGUGUGGGUGGCUUAUCCACUUUUCAGAUAUGCCCAUUCGCAUCGAGAUGCGCCGCACAACCACAGCACCUGAAGCAUAUCUUGCCACGGCAGCGUAGCUUUGCCAAUUCCAACACAAACCAUUCCUCUUAUACGCUGUCCUCACUUCAAGAGCAUACGCACUUGAUCUGAAGCUCUACAGAGAAGCCUUGAGGUCAAGAGUUGCAAACCGCAAAAUGGCUGAGAUCACCAUCGAUCAGACAACUCUCCAAUCCGCCAAAGGGAAAGUUGUGGUUAUUGCAGGUGGCGCCCAAGGGAUCGGCGCCGCGACAGUCACUCAACUGUACCAGUCAGGAGCCCAAGUAUUCUUUGGCGACUGGAGCGAGGCACAGGGUUCCAAGCUUGCAGAGGACCUUCGCAGUUUCCCCCAAUCUUCCGGAGGCAGCGUGACAUAUCUCAAGGUCAAUGUCCGGGAUUACCAGUCUCUCCUAUCGCUCUUUGAUGCGGCGUACGACAAACACAAGCAGAUAGACAUGGCAAUAUGCUGUGCAGCGGUAACGGAACGGCAGGGGUACUGGGAACCCGACAGGUUAAAUCUCCAGAGUGCAAGGGAGACGCCGACCGGCAUCUUUGAUGUGGUCGACAUUAACUUGAACGGCACGUUAUACUUUGCCCGCUUGGCCGUAGCGUACCUCAAGGAGGGCCACCAUUUCGACCAGGAGAAAACCACGGCGGAAUCCAUCGUCUCGUCCAAAUCAAUCACCUUGGUAUCGUCUGUGGCAGGCUUCAAAGAGUCCCCGGGCCUUUUCGCUUACUCCGCUGCCAAACACGGUGUUUUGGGGUUGAUGCGAGCCCUGAGGCCUUUCUGUGCGCCGCUGUAUGGAUUGAGAGUUAAUGCCAUCUGCCCCUGGGCUACCGACACACAACUUCUCUCCGGCGUUCGCCAGGCCUGGGUUCAACACAAAAUGCCGAUGAACACUCCCUCCGAUGUGGCACGGUACAUCAUUCAGGUCGCGGCGGACGAACGCACGCAUGGCAAAGCUCUUUUCGUGACGGGCGGCACCGCGGUCGAUAUCGAGGAGGGCCUGAACCGCACGGAGCCGGUGUGGCUGGGUGAGAAGAAUAGUCGUGAGUUGAACGAAGGACAGGUGAUUCUCGGAUUGGGAAUGGACUGGGGCGAUACAGGGUCCUCAACCAAGUGAGAUAUUCGGCUCAAGGAAGACUGCAUGUGGCUUUGACGGUAGAACAAGCGCGGUGGGGACCGUGGCGUUUGUAAUGCCUCAGUCGGCGUGGUCGAUGCAUCACAUCGCCUACGCCGAGCUCCUUGUGGAACGUGGAAGAAGUCCUGAAGCCUUAAACAAAGGACUUGAGUAGUCAAAGAAGUUAGACUCAAGGGCACCACGCAUGUUGGAUGCCUCAGAGGUCACAUUUUUGCUGGCACCUUGGCCACGCCGGAUUACCUUGCAAACAGCGUCAACUCUGACGGCCAGAAUCAUUGGGAUGAUAGACGCGGCUACCUGGAAGUACGUUGUAGAUGCGCCGAUAUCAUAGUCCGGGUCGAUUAUCAAGAACCGGCCCGAGCGCAGAACGAUCUGAUGUUGACAAGUUUGUUCCGAGCCAGAAAAAGAUACCUGGCAAGCCAAAUGGCACAGGAGUGACUACUCGUUUCUGAUUUCCUUGGGAAUUACCCUCCGUGUCUAA
Messenger RNA from Exophiala dermatitidis NIH/UT8656, 7502 nucleotides. RefSeq lists its product as uncharacterized. NCBI's taxonomy places the organism in Eukaryota, Fungi, Ascomycota, Eurotiomycetes, Chaetothyriales, Herpotrichiellaceae. The transcript is spliced from 7 exons. Bases 6038 to 7003 code for a protein of 321 amino acids. Gene Ontology annotation, molecular function: oxidoreductase activity. The record is from RefSeq and is a predicted model, not a curated record.